GGAGAGAGCGAGAGAGAAAGGACUGCGCCGCUAAUGAGAAAACGGACCGUCGCCGAGCACGCAAGAGCAGACAGCAAAAAGGAGAUAGGGGGAAAAAACGAAGAAAUGAUCUAAACCGUAAAAAAAAAGAUUAGAAAGGGGCGGUGGAUAACGACGAAAUCGUCACAUAUAUUCACUGGAAGGAUUACAAUUGCCCGAUAGUGGUGAAUAAAAUCCAACGGGGUUUUUUGAUGCUGUCCUCACGGAGAAUUGAGCUAACGGGCUUGCUGGUCUUCUGAACGAUGCAUAGGCUUCUGCUCCUGAGUUUGGCGUUGAGUUUUCACCGUGUGUGGACAGCGCGUUUCUCCCAGGAGCCAGCGGACCAGUCGGUUGUGCGGGGCCAGAGGGUGAUUCUGUCCUGUGUUGUGUUUAACUACUCAGGCAUUGUGCAGUGGACCAAGGAUGGACUGGCCCUGGGCAUCGGAGAGGACCUCAGGGCCUGGCCGAGGUACCGUGUGAUGCGGGUGCAGGAGCUGGGCCAGUAUAACCUGGAGAUUAUCUCAGCUGAGCUGUCUGAUGACUCCCUGUACGAGUGUCAGGCCCCAGACGCUGCACUACGUUCUAGAAGAGCCAAACUCACUGUCCUCAUCCCUCCAGAUGACCCAGUGAUCGACGGGGCCCCUGAGGUGCUGUUGAAUGCAGGCGACCACUAUAACCUGAGUUGUGUGUCCCGUGGGGCCAAGCCCCCUGCCAUGAUAGAGUGGCAAAAAGACGGGCUCCCCGUAGACGGAGCAGUCAGCACCACCGAGGUGCUCCCAGACAGAAAGAGGGUGACGACCCACAGCUUCCUGCCCAUCCACCCAGUGGACACAGACACAGGGAGGAACUACAGCUGUGUGGCCAGCAACCUGGCUAUCCCCACUGGGAAACACACCACCGUCACCCUCAACGUACACCACCCCCCCAUGGUGACCCUGUCCAUCGAGCCCCGCUCCGUCUUAGAGGGGGACAGAGUCACCUUCACCUGCGCCGCCUCCGCCAACCCUCCUAUCAUGGGAUACAUGUGGGCUAAGGGUGGAGUGAUCCUGCAGGGGGCCAGAGAGAGUGUGUUCACCACCAAGGCGGACCACUCCUUCUUCACGGAGCCUGUGUCCUGCUCAGUGUUCAAUGCUGUGGGUAAAACCAACGUCAGCAUCCUGGUCGAUGUGCACUUUGGUCCUAUCCUGGUAGUGGAGCCUAGGCCAGUGACCGUGGACAUAGACUCUGAUGUCACUCUGAACUGCAAAUGGGCUGGCAACCCUCCUCUCACCCUCACCUGGACGAAGAAGGGCUCCAACAUGGUCCUUAGUAAUAACAACCAGCUGUUCCUGAAGUCAGUGAGCCAGGCGGACGCUGGGCAGUACGUGUGUAAGGCCAUCGUCCCCAGGAUCGGAGUGGGAGAGACAGAGGUCACUCUCACUGUCAACGGUCCCCCCAUCAUCUCCAGUGAGCCUGUUCAGUAUGCAGUGAGGGGGGAGAGAGGAGAGGUCAAGUGCUACAUCGCCAGCACACCUCCACCGGACAAGAUAGUGUGGGCGUGGAAGGAGAACGUGUGGGAGAAGGAGAAGGGGACUCUGUUGGAGAGGUACACGGUGGAGCAGAGUAAACCUCUGUCUGAGGGAGGGGCUGUCCUCUCCACCCUCACCAUCAACAACGUCAUGGAGGCUGACUUCUUGUCCACCUACAACUGUACAGCCUGGAACUCUUUCGGACCCGGGACCAUGAUCAUCACCCUGGAAGAGACCGAGGAGGUACCAGUGGGUAUAAUAGCAGGAGGGACUGUUGGCUGCACCAUCCUGCUGUUCCUGUGUUUACUAGUCCUGGUGCUCAUCUUCUACCGACAGCGCAAAGGCAGUCGUCGUGGGGUCACUCUGGGUAAGCCAGACAUCAAGGUUGAGACAAUAAACAAGGAGACCCAUAGUUUGGAGGAGGACUCCGGCAGCGUUUCCACGGCAUCACGCAUGGUCAAGGCCAUGUACUCGCCCUUUAAAGACGAUAUAGAACUCAAGCAGGACCUGCGUAGCGAUACGCUAGACACUCGCCAGGAGUACGACCUGAAGGACCCCACCAACGGCUACUACAACGUGCGAGCCUCCACCCUUGACGAGGGUCGCCCCGCCUCCCGCUCCAUGCACUACUCCGACUACCGGCCCUCCAACACCCCAGGGGGAGCUGCCUCUGUCAGCAGCAGUGCUGGAGGAUCAGGGGCCACAGCCAGCGGAGGAGGCCCUCCAGGCCCAGGGACCCUCUCCACCCCCGGUCGCCCCAGUUGCUACGACCCCCGGCCCCCCUCCAGACUCUCCCACAACAGCUACGCCCAGUUCAACACCUUCACCCGGGCUGGGCAGAGCCAGCAGCCCCCUCCCAACCCCCCGCCGCAGACCAGCGACUUCCCUGGGGACUGCAGCCUGUUGGACUCCCCUCAGCUGGCCUAUGACAACUACGGCUAUCCCUCUCACCCCUAUACCCCCUACCGCAUGGGCUUUGCCCCGCCCAGUCUGGCUCCAUUGGAAACCGGGCCUUCCUAUGAGAUGUACGGGGUGGGGUCGGGGGUGGGGCCUGUGCCAGGGGUGGGGCCUGGUGUGGGAGUGGGGCCGGGGGCAACUCCGUCAGGGUCAGAGACUGGACUGGGGAAGUAUGGAAGCUCCACCCGCUUCUCCUAUACCUCGCAGCACUCUGACUACGGCCACAGAGGACACACACAGAGGAUGCAGACACAUGUGUGAGAUGGAUAGCUGACAUACAGUGCACAGUCACAUAGACGGUGAGGGUGCAUUUUCAUACACACUGUCACUCAGACGCACACAGAGGCCGCACACACGCAUUCACAUUCUCAAACAUACGCACAUAUACUGUACACGUGAGCAUACACACGCAGAUAUACACACAGACACACGCAGACACACACACACACACACACACACACACACACACACACACACACACACACACACACACACAGAGGAGUUAGUAUUUCCCCACGAGACAGGGAGGGUGUGAGAAAGAGAGAGUCCAGAUCAGUGGAUAACGAGUGAAUUCCUGGUAAUCUAGAAUUCCCACAAUCCCAGUGUUCAGAUCUUCACUCUGAAAGAGCGGAAAGCAAAAGUCCAAUCAAGACCAGAGAAGACGGGACUAGAGAGAACAAAAGAUCUUUAGAUGUUAAUUAUCGAAAUAAAUAGCAUGUGGGCUAUGAAUUUAGAUUGUUGUGAAUGACGAGAGGGAGCGUUACAGGCUAUUUAUUCCAUAUUCGAUUGCCAAAUAUUACAGUAAGGCAUAUCAUGGAGAAAUUGACCGUCAAGUAUGGUACUCAUUCGAAGGGCGGGAGAAACCUCAACCAGUGGAGGGCCAUGACUGGCCGCCAUUUUGUUUUAGCUGGUUGUUGUUUUAUACAGUGAUUUUAGAGCACAUAUAUAUCCCACAUUGCUCCACUUCAUUGGCGCCAUUGGUGCUGGUUAGUGGGGUCGUCGUACGUUUUGCACUGCAUUACAAACAGUAUUCAUUGCUUAGAAAUCCAUCAUCUACAUAUAUCUGUAUUAUAUGAGUCUGUUUUUAUUUGCACACCAACAAACUAGAGCUUUCUAUUCUAUUUUUUAACAUUUUACAGAAUUAUUUUGGUCAUAUUUCUGUGAAGGAAGUGUCUGUGGACCAAGAUGUUCAAACUUGAGAGUGUUUAGUCUUUGUUUGGGUGAUAUUCACCUCAACAAACAAAGAGAAACACGAAGAAGUAUUUGAGUACCUGUUUUUGUCAGCCAUGAUGACUGGCAAGAUUCAGGAAGGGGAGGGUAUACAAGAACCUUUUUUCCAAGUGUCCAUGUUUGCUCUUUAUUUGAUGUAAAUCUGGGGUUACAAGCAUUUAAAUGCAGUAGAUACCAUGCAGGAAGUCCUUCUGUGGGAAGGUGUUGUGUUCAGGCCUUGAGGCAGUCCAGGCGUAUGGAACUACAGUAUAAGCCUGCUAGCCUGGCAUUCAAACUGAAUUUUCUACGUUUCACCAUUUAUACGAACUACAUAUUUUAUAUGGUGAAACAUAGCGGAUUCCGCUUGGAUCCAGGCUAUAAACCUUAGCUUGGUGCCCCCUGCUGAAAUAGAGAGAGGUGACGUGGUAGCCUGGUUGCAGAUCUGGUUGUGCUGUCUUGCCCACUCCUACGGUCAUUGUCACGCUUGCGAACAAACAGCACCUGGGACCAGGCUAGUGAGAUGCUGUGUAUAAGAGUGGCCUUAGGGAACAUGCGGUAAUGCUUUCAUCAUUCAUUCCUCCUCACACACAAUCAGCCAUGAGGGUCAGAGGAGAAUGUGUGUGGAGAGGUUCAAUGAAGGUUUGUCUACACUAUUGAUAUACGGAUAGCGGAGUGUGAUUGUGUGAAUGUUUGUGCGUGAAAGAGAGAGUGUGUGUAUGCACAUCUAUUUGUACAGUGUUUGUAUAGGUGUGUGUGUGCGUGUGUGUGCGUGUGUGUAAUGCAUAAACAUACAGUUCUCUACCUGCGUGUGAAUGUGACUGUAUGCAUGUCAGUGUGUACAGUAUGUGUGUGUGCAUGUCUGUAUGUGUUCAUGUGUGUGAGUGCGUUUCAGUAAUAUGUCCAUAUCAUUUCUCUUCACGAUCCUGUUCCAAUACUUUUAUACCUCUGGUAGGACUGUAUCCUGUAUUAUUGUGUCUUUGAAUUUAGAAAUACAAUGUUUAUCUUAUUGUACUGUUCUACGUAGCAGAAAAAAAACUGUUCAAAAGAUGUACAACAGAAAGUGAUCAAAUUUUCAUUUUUUAAUUUCAUUAUCUCCAAUAUUUUUAAAAAAUGGUAUGUAAUUAUUUUUCCACAGUAUAACAGAAAUAAAAAGCACUGUUUUUUAUAAAAUAAA
This is a messenger RNA of Oncorhynchus keta (chum salmon), 4866 nucleotides long. Its product is annotated as kin of IRRE-like protein 1. Gene Ontology annotation, molecular function: cell adhesion molecule binding. The transcript has 15 exons. Gene Ontology annotation, biological process: cell-cell adhesion. NCBI's taxonomy places the organism in Eukaryota, Metazoa, Chordata, Actinopteri, Salmoniformes, Salmonidae. The record is from RefSeq and is a predicted model, not a curated record. Gene Ontology annotation, cellular component: cell-cell junction. Bases 282 to 2744 code for a protein of 820 amino acids.